Messenger RNA from Komagataella phaffii GS115, 675 nucleotides. Its product is annotated as Ubiquitin C-terminal hydrolase. Gene Ontology annotation, molecular function: cysteine-type deubiquitinase activity. Gene Ontology annotation, cellular component: cytoplasm. The record is from RefSeq and is a predicted model, not a curated record. The transcript has a single exon. The coding region runs from base 1 to 675 and encodes 224 amino acids. Lineage: Eukaryota; Fungi; Ascomycota; Pichiomycetes; Pichiales; Pichiaceae. Gene Ontology annotation, biological process: protein deubiquitination; ubiquitin-dependent protein catabolic process.
AUGUCCUCUGCCGUCAUUCCUUUGGAGUCUAAUCCUGAGAUAUUUUCCAGUUUUGGUACGCAACUGGGUUUACUCCCCCGAUACGCUUUCUAUGACAUAUUCUCUCUAGAUGCUGAAAUGCUCAGUUUAUACCCUCGUCCAAAUGAUGGCGUAAUUCUGUUGUUCCCCGUAACCAAAGAGUACGAAGAGUUCAAGGCCAAGGAAACUCCUUCUGAAGACGUGAAUAUACAUUGGUAUAAGCAGAAGGUCAAGAAUGCCUGUGGAUUGUAUGCGCUAUUGCAUAUUCUGACUAAUGCUUCCAAAGACCAUUUACAGCAAGAUCGAAGUAACAUUCUAGACCGUUACGAAAAGAACCAGGAAAGUAUUGACCUACUCAUUCAGGAUGUCUCUAAACAUAUAUACAACCAGUACGCCGUGCAGGGAGAAACCGAAGCACCGUCAGCUGAAGAGGAUAUCACCCUUCAUUUCAUAACUUUUGUGAAAAAUAGUGAUGGCAAGUUGAUUGAAUUGGAUGGACGUCGAGAUGGACCUAUCGAUCUCGGGACUUUGGAUGAGAGCAGCAUGGAUAUUCUUGAUAGUCAAUUGUUGAAAAAUCGUAUUGAGACGUAUAUGGGACUGGUGGAUGAAGAAAACAGAAACAACUUUGCUCUCAUGGGACUGGGGCCUAUUGAUUAA